Penicillium angulare is the source of this 1227-nucleotide messenger RNA. RefSeq names its product M20 family metallopeptidase. The record is from RefSeq and is a predicted model, not a curated record. Gene Ontology annotation, molecular function: dipeptidase activity. NCBI's taxonomy places the organism in Eukaryota, Fungi, Ascomycota, Eurotiomycetes, Eurotiales, Aspergillaceae. The transcript is spliced from 5 exons. Bases 1 to 1227 code for a protein of 408 amino acids.
AUGAAUCUCAAGAAUAGAGUAAGCCUUGACCAGGCUAUCGACAUUGUUGAAACCACCAUUGAAGAAGUGGGCAACAAGCUUCGUGAACUGGAUCGCCAAAUCUGGUCAAAUCCCGAAUGCGCAUUCGAAGAGCACCACGCCCAUGACGCCAUUUGCUCCUUUCUAGAGUCAGAAAACAUCCAAGUCACGCGGCAUGCCUACGGCUUACAGACAGCCUUUGAAGCGCGCAGCGGAAACAGCGAAGCGAACGGACAGCUUAUCAAUUUCAACGCAGAAUACGACGCGCUACCUGGUAUCGGGCAUGCCUGUGGACACAAUCUAAUUGCCAUUAGUAGCAUCGCUGCAUUUCUAGCACUAUCGGCCUUGAUACAUCAACUAGGAUUGGACGGGGGGACACAGCUGCUUGGGACACCGGCGGAGGAAAAUGGGGGUGGGAAGACGAUCCUGCUUCGGAACGGAGCUUAUAAGGAUGUGGCUGUGUCGCUCAUGGCUCAUGGUGGUCCUACUUCAAUGGGAGAUGGGAAAGCCGGUAUCUUGAUGAACGCCCGACAACAGAUCAACUGCGAGUUUAUGGGCAAGUCUGCGCAUGCAGGUGCAACACCGUGGGAUGGGCAAAAUGCCCUUGACGCCUUCGUGUCGGCAUAUACCGGCGUUUCCAUGCUGCGUCAACAAAUCCGUCCCGAAGAGCGGAUACACUGUGCCCUUUUGGGUACGCCUAAGGUGGCAAAUGUGAUUCCUGCUUCUACCAAGGCUUGUUGGCAGGUUCGCAGUCCGACGCUGGGAGGAUUAAGGAGCUUGGUGGACCGCGUACAGAAGUGCAUUCAGGCGGGCGCUUUGGCGACGGGCUGUGAGGCCGAAUUAAUCCAAGAGGAUCAUUAUACAGACAUCAAGCUGAAUGGGACACUCUGUGAGCUGUACCAAGCACAUAUGGCCCACUAUGGGCGUAAUGUCGCGAAGAAGGCCUCUGAAAUUUUGACCGGCUCGACGGAUGCUGGUAACGUCAGCUACGCCGUGCCCACCCUUCACAGCUUCUUCUCGAUUGACGCGCCCGAUGGAUCAUGUCCUCACCAGCCUUCUUAUACCGAGGCGGCAGGAACUGAUCAUGCUCACGAUCAAGCAAUCUUGGUAGGUAAAGUGCUGGCUUUGGUUGGAUUCGAUUUAGUUACUGCACCGGACAUUUUGGAACGGGUGCAGCAACAGUGGAAAGAGGCAAUAGAAGCUGAAUGA